AUGGCUAGGAACGACGGACAGGUGCAGGCCCUAGGAAAGGCAGAAAUCGAUGACCUCAUUGGGAACUCCCUCAAGUCAGGGGAUACAGGAGAGCACCCCUAUUUUUUGCAACAGAAUAAUAUAUAUUGGGAAACUGGCCACCGCACGUAUAUUCCUUUCUUUCAUUUUCUAAUUCAUAAAUAUACCAACAAGAUAGUGGACGACCAGCUCCGGAAGUUCACGAACAGCAUGCAGAGCGUGCACCACACCCCCUUCGUAUUUCACAAGGAUGGCUAUUUCAGAAAUUACUACGGAGACCCUGACGUCAACAUGGUUUUCCACUUAAAGAAGAGUCCCAACUUUGUGUUUAACUCCACGGGAAGUUUAAACUCGUACAACCUGCUCGAGAAGAACUGCUCCUACGACAAACCCACGCACAUAUUCAACCAAGUGGUUAUGAGUGCCUUUAAAAUGGACCUGAAGAACGUCCUGGAGGGCAUUGUCCAGUGA
Plasmodium coatneyi is the source of this 489-nucleotide messenger RNA. RefSeq lists its product as uncharacterized. The record is from RefSeq and is a predicted model, not a curated record. Bases 1 to 489 code for a protein of 162 amino acids. NCBI's taxonomy places the organism in Eukaryota, Apicomplexa, Aconoidasida, Haemosporida, Plasmodiidae. The transcript has 2 exons.